This is a messenger RNA of Juglans regia (Persian walnut), 4390 nucleotides long. RefSeq names its product kinesin-like protein KIN-12B. Gene Ontology annotation, biological process: microtubule-based movement. Gene Ontology annotation, molecular function: ATP binding; microtubule motor activity; microtubule binding. Lineage: Eukaryota; Viridiplantae; Streptophyta; Magnoliopsida; Fagales; Juglandaceae. The transcript has 16 exons. The record is from RefSeq and is a predicted model, not a curated record. Bases 169 to 4194 code for a protein of 1341 amino acids.
UUUCACAUUUCCCCCAAUUCAAAUUCCCUCCCCUCCCCCUCUUACAACGGCUACAUCUCUCUCUCUCUCUCUUCCCCACCCUUCUCCUUCGCUUCCUUGUCUCCCCAAACCCUACGCUUUCUGUCUCUCUCUCUCUCUCUCUGGACUUCUCUGUGAUUUGUGCUAACAAUGAAGCACUUCAUGCAACCGAGGAACCCGAUCUUGAGGGAGACGCAUUCCACGGACCCACCGUCGUCCGCCAGCCCUAGCUCGGCCAAGCCUAGGCCGUCGAGGAAGCAGAAAUCGGCCAAGGAAAAUGCCCCGCCCUCGGAUCCAAACGUGAUGACGUGUGAUCCGAAGCAGUCCCCGGCCAAGUUGAAGAGUCCGCUUCCGCCAAGGCCGCCGUCUUCAAAUCCUCUCAAGCGAAAGCUCAGCAUGGAGACUCUGCCUGAGAAUUCGGUGCUCGGGCCUUCGGAUUCUGGCGUCAAGGUUGUGGUCAGAAUGCGGCCGCCACAUGAGGAUAGGGAUGAAGGGGAUGUGAUAGUUCAGAAAACUUCCAGUGAUUCAUUAUCAAUUAAUGGACAAACUUUCACAUUUGACUCAGUCGCAGACAUUGAGGCAACGCAGCAAGAUAUCUUCGAGCUUGUAGGAGCACCCCUUGUUGAAAAUUGUUUGGCUGGAUUCAAUAGUUCUGUAUUUGCGUAUGGGCAGACGGGAAGCGGAAAGACAUAUACUAUUUGGGGUCCAGCCAAUGCCUUGUUGGAAGAAAAAUUGUCCAGCGAUCAACAAGGGUUAACUCCCCGUGUUUUUGAGCGACUCUUUUCCCGCAUAAAUGAGGAGCAAAUCAAGCAUGCCGAUAAACAACUCGAGUAUCAGUGUUGCUGUUCUUUUCUUGAGAUUUACAACGAGCAAAUUACAGAUUUGUUGGAUCCAAAUCAAAGAAAUCUCCAGAUAAGAGAAGAUGUUAAAUCUGGUGUCUAUGUCGAAAAUCUCAAAGAGGAGUCUGUACGUACAAUGAAGGAUGUGACUCAACUCUUGAUAAAGGGGAUGUCAAAUAGGAGGACAGGUGCAACUAGUAUAAAUGCUGAGAGUUCCCGCUCGCAUACUGUAUUCACUUGUGUUGUUGAAUCCAGAUGCAAGGCUGAUGGCUUAAGCAGCUUCAAAACAAGCAGAAUAAAUCUUGUUGAUCUAGCCGGUUCAGAGCGACAAAAGUUAACUGGUGCAGCAGGAGAACGUCUAAAGGAAGCAGGCAAUAUUAAUCGAUCACUCUCACAGCUUGGAAAUUUAAUCAACAUUCUUGCUGAAGUUUCUCAAACAGGAAAGCAAAGGCAUAUCCCCUAUAGAGACUCCAGGUUGACAUUCUUAUUGCAGGAAUCUCUUGGGGGAAAUGCAAAAUUAGCAAUGGUUUGUGCUAUUUCUCCAUCUCAAAGUUGUAAGAGUGAAACUUUUAGUACAUUGAGAUUUGCACAGCGUGCCAAGGCUAUUAAGAACAAGGCAGUUGUUAAUGAAGUAAUGCAGAAUGAUGUGAAUCACUUGCGAGAAGUGAUACGGCAGCUGAGGGAUGAACUAGAUAGAUAUAAGUCCAACCGCGGAUACCCCAUCGACUCAAAUGGAGGUCAUUCAGCAGCAUGGAUUCGUAGAAGUUUGAGUCUACUAAAGUCUAGCCUCAGUUGUCCAACGACAUUACAUCAUGUUGACGAUGAUGGUGAUGAGGAGAUGGAAAUUGAUGAGGAAGCUGUUGAGAGGCUCUGUGUUCGAGUGGAUGAGCAAAUAGCCAGCAGCGAAGCUAACAGUAGGAUUGAUCUAGGGAAAACAAAAACUGUAGAUUCAGACUUGCAACUUGUGACUUCUGAAGAUAUAAGUUUUAAUGAGCCCGAGUGCUGCACAUCUGGAGGUGGAUGUAUCAAGGAACAAAGUUCUGAGGAUACAGAUGUUAAUAUGGAAGGAGCAUCUGAACAUGAUAAGAUAAUGAUAGUUGAUUGUGCAGAUCCUGUUAAAGACACUUCAUGUUCUUCUGAUGUUAAUGUGCUGGCUUGUCAUAGUCUCCUAGAGGAAAACAACAGAGAAAGAAACACACUUGAUGGGGAUUCCUAUUGGCAGCCCACUGAGGGGAAAAGUAUACUUAGCUCAUCUGUCAGUAAACUGCUAAACAAAGAAUCACCAAGCAAAAAUGUAAUGGAUAAUUCUUCCUCAGUCACAGAUCAUCUUAAUGAAGUUUCUGUCGGCAUUUCCAGUGCAGAUGCACCAAAUGAUUUUUCAAAUGGCUCAGUGAAUUGUGUAUCUCCUCCUAGCUUAAGCAUAGUUCCAUCUGAUGUCUCCCCAAUACUUAAGUCUCCAGCUCCAAGUGUUUCGCCCAGAAUCGCCACCAGCAGGAAAAGCUUGAGGACUUCAUCAAUGCUGACUGCUUCACAGAAAGAUCUUCAGGAUGACAGUAUGUUAGUCCCUGAGGCUGCUCAUAUAUCUUUCAAGAAAUCCACGAGAAGCAGCAUUAAUACUAUGUCCACAGAAAAAAGUAAGAACUUUAUUUCACCAACUGAACAUUUGGCUGCAAGCAUCCGUCAUGGCCUUGAAAUUAUUGAUAGCCAUCGCCAAAGUUCAGCUCUAAGGCGGUCAGCGUUCAGGUUUUCAUUCAAACCUGCAGAAUCUAAGCCAAUUUCUCUGGUUGACAAAGUUGAUGUGGGUGUGCAAACUUUUCCUGGUGAUAUACUAGAAGAAGAUUCAGUUGAAUUUAUGUGUACUAGUUGCAAGAAUAGAAUGCAGCUAGGGGUCAAAGAGACCGAUGACGGUUCAAACCUACAGCUAGUACCUGUUGAUAGUGCAGAGUCUGCUGAAAAAUUAAAGAAGCAAGUUACCAAGGCAGUGGAGAAGGUUUUGGCAGGAGCUAUUAGGAGAGAAAUGGCACUAGAAGAUUUCUGUGCUAAGAAAACCUCUGAAAUUGUGCAGCUUAACCGUUUGGUGCAACAAUACAAGCAUGAGAGGGAAUGCAAUGCCAUAAUAGCACAGACAAGGGAGGAUAAAAUCCUUCGCCUCGAGAACCUUAUGGAUGGCGUUUUACCCACAGAGGAGUUCAUGGAGGAAGAGCUACUGUCACUCACAGAGGAGCACAAGAUUUUCAAGGAGAAAUAUGAGAAUCAUCCUGAAGUUUUAAGGACCAAAAUUGAGUUAAAACGAGUUCAAGAUGAGCUGGAACAUUAUCGGAAUUUCUAUGAUAUGGGUGAGAGAGAAGUGUUGGUGGAAGAGAUUCAAGAUUUAAGAAACCAACUACAAUUUUACAUAGAUACUUCAUCCACAGCAUGUCGAAAAAAUCCACUACUUCAAUUGACUUAUUCAUGUGAAACUCAAUCGGCUCCACCUCUUACUACGAUUCCUGAGUCGACUGAGAGUGCUGAGGAGAAACUUGAACGGGAAAGCAUUCGUUGGACAGAGGCAGAGAGCAGAUGGAUCUCUCUUUCUGAGGAAUUGAGACUUGAACUUGAAGCUAGCAGAUCACUAGCAGAAAAGAGGAAGCAAGAACUAGAUACUGAGAGGAAAUGUGCCGAAGAGCUGAAGGAAGCAAUGCAUAUGGCUAUAGAGGGGCAUGCACGCAUUCUUGAACAGUAUGCAGAUUUGGAAGAGAAACAUAUUCAGUUGCUUAUAAGGCAUAGGAAGAUCCAGGAAGGAAUAGAGGAUGUCAAGAAAGCAGCUGCUAAAGCAGGAGUUAAGGGUGCUGAGUCCAAGUUCAUAAAUGCUCUUGCUGCUGAAAUUUCAGCAUUAAGGGUGGAAAGAGAGAAGGAGAAGCGAUAUUUUAGGGAUGAGAAUAAAGGACUUCAAGCUCAAUUGAGGGACACAGCUGAAGCUGUGCAGGCUGCCGGAGAAUUACUUUUGCGGCUGAAAGAAGCAGAAGAGGCUGUCGCGGCUGCCCAGAUGCGAGCUGUGGAGGCAGAGCAAGAAACUGAAAAGGCCCACAAACAGAUUGAUAAAUUGAAGAAAAAACACGAGAAGGAGAUCAGCACCCUUAAUGAACUUCUCCUAGAAUCUCGUUUACCCCGAGAAGCAACACAACCAGCUUAUGAUGAUGCUCAAAUUGCCACAUACGACGCAGGGGAGACACGCAAUUCUAGUGAUCAGAGAUGGAGAGAGGAAUUUGAACCAUUUUAUAAUGGCGAAGAAGGUGAGUUGCCGAAACCCACAGAACCCUCGUCAUGGUUCUCUGGUUACGAUCGAUGCAACAUAUAGAUGAAAAUUACUGGCCUAAAUGUAUUGCACCACUAACAGUUUUUGUGAUAUAGCUCCAAAGUUGUAGCAUAUUUUUACUGGUCAUCCGGUUCGUGCAGUUUGUAGCAAUUGUGAUUACCAAUGUAUGUGUUCUCAUAUUGUUUUUUGUCAAUUCAGAUUCCUAAGUUCAUAAGAUAUCAAGAUUGAAUUCUUUUUA